AUGGCUCGUUCCGCCUCCGCUCUCGUCGCCGGCUUUCUCCUCGUCCUCGCGCUCCUCACCCUGGACGCGGCGCAGGGCCAACAGCCCUUCCCGCCCACCGAUCCCUCCGACGCGGAUGCCCUGCACGCUGUGUUCCGGCAGUGGCGACUGGAGGGGGAGGCGGCGGCGGAGGACCCGUGCAUGAAGCGCGUCUGGUCCGGGUCGUUCGAAAUAAACGCGUCUAUCGACUGCAAUUGCCCCGCCAUCAGCCGGUGCCGAAUCACGGGCCUGAAUGUGACUGGGUACGGGAAUAUCACGGAGAUCCCGCUGGCUCUCUUCAAUUUGACGGAGCUCGUCUCUAUGCACUUCAACAAUAACAAUCUCAGUGGAUCUUUUCCUCAUGAAUCAUCACUUUUAAGAAAUCUAAAGUCCCUGUGGAUAUUUGAUAAUAAUGUCGAAGGGCUUAUUCCAGAAUUUAUUCAGAACUUUACCAGUCUCACAGACUUGUACGCAUAA
Messenger RNA from Miscanthus lutarioriparius, 495 nucleotides. The record is from the annotation of a GenBank genome assembly. NCBI's taxonomy places the organism in Eukaryota, Viridiplantae, Streptophyta, Magnoliopsida, Poales, Poaceae.